UGGCUCGAUACAGCAGCAUCUGGUGCUGCCUUUUCUCGCCCUUCUUUUGGACUCACCGAGUCCUUCCCACCGAUGAUGCAUACGCGGGUCGGUCAUAUUCCCUCUUUCUUCAACGCAACUUUCCCCGCUUUUCCAAGAAGCAGCUAACCAGUGCUUUACCCAACGAAUAAAGCCAUCAUCAACCCCGCCUUGUUUUUCCCGUAAAGAUCGCCAUAACUCGGAGGACACAGAGCGACCAUCGAUCAUGGCCAUCAAGAACAACGCCGUCCGUGUCACAGCACGCUCCUGGGACGACGAGAUGACGACGGAAGAGUUCAAGGUGUGGCUGAAGAGCUUCGACACCAACAAGGACGGGCGCAUCAGCCGGGACGAGCUGCGGCGUGCCAUCCGCAGCAUCCGUGUGCGGUUCAGUGGCUGGAAGAGCAAGCGCGGUGUCCAGUACGCCGACUCUAAUGGCGACGGAUUCAUCGACGACGACGAGAUCGACAAUCUGGUGGAGUUCGCUCAGAAGAAUCUGGGUCUCAAGAUCGUGGCUUAUUAGGAGCAUCAAGAUGAGUCGGUGUGGUAAGCUGAACUGAUACAGACAGAUCAUGGUUUCAUCGAUCUGAAGGUGAUUAUAAUCUUGGUAUGUGCUCUUCUUUGUUGCUAUUGCAUGGCAUGUAAUCUUCUCUCGCGUCAAUCAAACACUUAUAAGUUGUGUAAAUUGCUCACUGUAUGUGACUUGAUGAAUUUUCUGUA
Musa acuminata AAA Group (dessert banana) is the source of this 738-nucleotide messenger RNA. Its product is annotated as polcalcin Phl p 7. The transcript has a single exon. NCBI's taxonomy places the organism in Eukaryota, Viridiplantae, Streptophyta, Magnoliopsida, Zingiberales, Musaceae. The record is from RefSeq and is a predicted model, not a curated record. Bases 245 to 541 code for a protein of 98 amino acids. Gene Ontology annotation, molecular function: calcium ion binding.